Molecule: messenger RNA, 1170 nt
Organism: Ustilaginoidea virens
Lineage: Eukaryota; Fungi; Ascomycota; Sordariomycetes; Hypocreales; Clavicipitaceae
Exons: 4
Coding region: 1-1170 (389 amino acids)
Source: RefSeq, a predicted model, not a curated record
AUGGCUUCUCGAUCAGGACAAUAUCAGCCGCGACAAUCGCAACAGUCGCAACAGUCGCAACAGCAGUUGCAGCGACCACAACAAUAUCCGCUGCAAUAUUCACAGCCGACGUCGGAACAGCACUAUAACGGACAAGCGAAGCCGCGCACCUACAGUAUUCAUUCUCAGAAGACCCAUCAAAGUAGCGGGAGCAAGCAUGAAUACCACGAGACGCACGAGGAAAAGGAGGCCAAGCGUUUGCAUAGCAAGGCCGAUCCCACUUUGGCCAUGAACGAAGCCGAACCAGCCAUGGUGGCUGCCAUGAAGCCUGAAACCACACAAAUUUCCCUUCGAUCGAUUCAGCACAAGGACCCUUGGGGAAAUCCUAUUGCGGACCCCGAUAAGUCGAACCCGACCAGAAACCGCUGGGAACGCCCGCUCGAUACCAUUCGAAGCUUUGAAGCAGCGAUCGAUGGUGGAUAUCAGCGCAAAUCCAUGUACCGAGCAGACUCGGCAACCUGGAAUAGGCGGAGCAGCUUCCAUCCUGCGAGUCAGCCGCGAUUUCCCCAAGACAGUUAUUACGGCAGUCGUCCCGUCUCAUUUCGAGGAGAUGGCCAAUAUGGUUUCCCGGCUCCGGCAAAUGCAAGGAACAGCCAUUACGACAAUCAAAAUGCGGGCGGCUAUUACAACGGUGCGUAUGACAGGGGAUAUGGCGGUCAUCAAGUACCCAGAGAACGCAGCCACAGGAUGAACUCGGAUUCACCACAUUAUCAAGUCUAUGGACGGGAGCAGGGUGUCUAUCCUGCGCCACACAAGGACAGGUCAUACGAGACUGUAACAUCUGCUGCACCUAGUGGUAACUCAGACCCCACCGGUUAUCAAACGGACCCUACGUCCAGCGACAACAGCUCGAUUGACAGGAUACCCCCUAGGCGUAAAGAGCCUAUGAAUGACUACGGCAUCGGGUUCAGCAACACACAUGCAUACGAAGCGCCGACUUUCUCCGUCGGUCAUCAGGCUAACAGCCACCCACUUCCUCCGCCGCCUCCACAUGGCAACAGUGCCCAAGUUGGUGCCCCGUCAGCCGUACCCAGAAGAGCAUCACUUUUGCGACGACAGUCAACGCAACAAGAUGGUAAUACAGACAAGAGGAAGAGCUGGUUUAGUCGUCGAUUUAGCAAGAAUAGCUAG